AUGGCGGCGGCAGGAGGACCGGCGGCGGCAGCGGCGGCGGCGGCUGGGAAUCACAUCGCCUCUUCGGUAGGAUUAUCUUCGGGGAACGAAGCUGCUGCCGCCGCCGAGGUUGCCGCCUCUGUAGCAGCGCCCGCCGCAGGCGCUCGGAGCCCGAAGCCUAUGCGGUACAGCAGCGGCGCUGCAGCUGGGCUCGUCGCGGGGCUCCCCACCGGAGACAGCGGCGGCAGCCAGAGGGAGUCGCGUUCAGACUGGAAGCGGAAACAGCUGCGCAAAGUGCGGAGCGUGGAGCUGGACCGGCUGCAGGAGCCCGCCGAGUGCCCGGAGCUGCCCCUUUCCCUCGCCAGGACCGCCGGGGGCGCCACGUCUUCCUCCGCCCCCCAGCCCGUGGUGCCGGCGCCGCACUCCACCCCCGGCAGCCCCGCGUCCUCCCCCAGCCGCGGAGGCUUCCUCAGCGCCGGCUCCCACGACCCGCCGCAGCCGGACGUCGGGAGCCAAGCGGCGGGAGCUGGCGUCGCCCAGAAGAUCCCGGCGUUCCUGCCGCCGCCACCCCCCACUUCAGCCGGAGCUGGCUGUAAUCGUGACAUGGAGAAUAAAGAAACCCUCAGGGGAUUGCAGAAAAUGGAUGAUCGCCCAGAGGAGCGAAUGAUCAGGGAAAAACUCAAGGCAACAUGUAUGCCCGCUUGGAAGCAUGAAUGGCUAGAAAGAAGAAGUAGGAGAGGCCCUGUGGUGGUAAAACCAAUACCAAUAAAAGGAGAUGGAUGUGAAACAAACAAAUCGGCAACAGAACCUCCUCCUGAUGGACAAACAAAUCCCACUUCACCUACUCAGAAAGGGAGACGGAGCCCUUCUCCCAGUGGACCCUUCUCAUCCUCCUCCAGGACAGUUAAAUCCGAGUCACCUGGUGUUAGAAGGAAAAGGGUGUCUCCUGUACCUUUUCAGAGUGGACGUAUAACACCCCCACGAAGAGCACCGUCUCCAGAUGGCUUCUCACCAUACAGUCCUGAGGAAACAAAUCGUCGUGUCAACAAAGUUAUGAGAGCUAGACUGUAUCUCUUGCAACAGAUAGGACCUAAUUCUUUCUUGAUAGGGGGAGACAGCCCAGAUAAUAAAUACAGAGUGUUCAUUGGUCCUCAGACAUGUAGCUGUGGGCGUGGAACAUUUUGUAUUCAUCUCCUGUUUGUUAUGCUUCGAGUGUUUCAACUUGAAUCUUCAGAUCCAAUGCUGUGGCGAAAAACCUUGAAGAACUUUGAGGUUGAGAGUUUGUUCCAGAAAUACCAUAAUAGGCGUAGUUCAAGGAUCAAAGCGCCAUCUCGUAACACCAUUCAGAAGUUUGUCUCACGAAUGUCAAACUCUCAUACACUGUCAUCUUCUAGUACAUCUACAUCUAGUUCAGAAAAUAGUAUAAAGGAUGAAGAGGAACAGAUGUGCCCCAUUUGUUUGCUAGGCAUGUUGGAUGAGGAAAGCUUGACUGUCUGUGAAGAAGGCUGCAGAAAUAAACUUCACCAUCACUGCAUGUCAAUAUGGGCAGAGGAAUGUAGAAGAAACAAGGAACCUCUUAUAUGCCCUCUUUGUAGAUCUAAGUGGAGAACACAUGAUUUCUAUAGUCAUGAAUUGCCAAGUCCUGUUGAUUCUCCUUCGAUUGUUUGUGUGGUCCAGCAACAAACUCAGCAACCUGUAACUGGUUCACCAAGGAGGAAUCAAGAUAGUAAUUUUAACCUCACUCAUUAUGGGGUUCAGCAAAUUCCUUCUGCCUAUAAGGACUUAGCUGAGCCAUGGAUUCAGGUAUUUGGAAUGGAAUUAGUAGGUUGCCUGUUUUCUCGAAACUGGAAUAUACGUGAGAUGGCCCUUCGACGUCUCUCCCAUGAUGUUAGUGGUGCUCUAUUAUUGGCUAAUGGUGAAAGUACUGGAAAUUCUGGAAAUAGCAGUGGAAACACCCCAGGUUCUGGAACUCUAGGGGCAGCUAAUGGGUCAUCCCAGACAAAUAUCUCAGGAGAUGUUGUUGUGGAAUCCUGCUGCAGUGUACUUUCUAUGGUUUGUGCUGACCCUGUGUACAAAGUGUAUGUUGCUGCUUUAAAAACAUUGAGAGCCAUGCUGGUAUAUACUCCCUGCCAUAGCCUAACAGAGAGGACAAAACUGCAACAGCUUUUAAAACCAGUUGUGGAAACCAUAUUGGUGAAAUGUGCAGAUCCCAACAGCCGCACAAGCCAACUGUCAGUUUCAACAUUGAUGGAAAUGUGUAAAGGUCAAGCAGGAGAGUUGGCAAUUGGUCGAGAAAUACUUAAGUCUGGGUCCAUUGGCAUUGGCGGUAUUGAUUUUGUCUUAAAUUGCAUCCUUGGGACACAAUCUGAAUCAAACAACUGGCAAGCAUUACUUGGACGUCUUUGUCUUAUAGAUAGAUUGCUGUUAGAAUUUCCUGGUGAAUUUUAUCCCCACAUUGUCAGUGGAGAUAUUUUACAAGUUGAUGCUAUUAUUGACAGGUAUAAAAAGCUGUUAUCUCUACUGAGCUUUGCGCUGCAGUCAAUUGACAACUCCCAUUCGAUGGUGGGAAAAUUGUCUCGGAGAAUAUUUUUAAGUGCUGCCAGAAUGGUUGCAAGAGUACCCCAAGUAUUUGUAAAACUGUUAGAAAUGUUGAGCAUGACAAGCUCAAUACAUCAUACAAGAAUGCGUCGGCGAUUGAUGGCUAUAGCAGAUGAAAUGGAAAUUGCAGAAGCCAUCCAGUUAGGCAUGGAGCAAAGGUAUUCUGGGGAAUGCAGGCAUGAAUUUGCACAGCCUCCAGUUCCUGAUAACUCUCCAGAGACGACGGAGAAUACUACUCCAAAUAACACAAUUCAGUUCACAGGUAAAAGUGGGAAAGGACUAGAUAAUAAAAAGCGAAGUGCUACACCGGAGGACAUUUCUGACACAAUGGCUGGUAUUUCAUUGGGACUUCCUGUUUUGUCAGGAACAACAGAACAGCCAAAGCCAGCCAUUCAGACAAAAAGCAGAUCCCCUGGUCAAUGCUUGAACUCUUCUCUCUCACCCGGUCAUUCCCAAAAUAUAUUCCCUAUUUUGCCUUCCCCCUCUACCCCAUCUGUACCUGCAGGAACUGAUAUUCCUAAACUCAGAUCUCAGGGAUUUGUUCCUUGUAAAAUACCUUCGGCUUCUCCUCAAAUGCAGCGGAAGCUCUCUCUCCAGAUUCAAAGAAACUGUGCUGAACAAAAAGAAUUGGAAAAGCUUUCCCCUGUUUUUACCCAGGCCAGGCCUCUGCCAUUCAGUCAUAUACAUAGGCCAAAGCCAUCUCGACCUACACCGUGUGAUGUGAAUAAACAGGGGGAAACCUCCAAAAAUAGCAUGUCGCUUAAUUUAAACCACAUAUCACCGUGUGAUAAUAGUAUUAGUACAGCUAUACCAAGUGAAGAUACUGUUUUCACCCCAGUGGAAGAAAAACGUAGCCAACUGGAUAUUAAUGCAGAACUCAGUUCUAGUAUGGAAGACUUACUUGAAGCUCCAGCCAGUGACGGAACUGUCACAUUCAAGUCUGAAGUAGCUGUCUUGUCUCCUGAGCGUGCAGAAAAUGAUAACACGUAUAAAGAUGAUGUGAAUCAUAAUCAGAAAUGCAAGGAAAAGAUGGAAGCUGAAGAAGAGGAAGCUUUAGCUAUUGCCAUGGCCAUGUCAGCAUCUCAGGAUGCUCUCCCAAUAGUUCCUCAGCUUCAAGUUGAAAAUGGUGAAGAUAUCAUAAUUAUUCAACAGGAUGUGAAACUGUUGAAUCAAAAGCUGACAUUUUUUAUGAAACAGGUAACCUAUGUUAGGAAUACAUCAUCUGAGCAGGAAGAAGUGGUAGAAGCCCUGAGAGAAGAGAUAAGAAUGAUGAGUCAUUUGAAUCACCCUAAUAUCAUUCGAAUGAUGGGUGCUACAUGUGAGAAAAGCAACUACAAUCUCUUUAUAGAAUGGAUGGCAGGAGGAUCUGUUGCUCAUUUGUUGGGUAAAUAUGGAGCCUUUAAAGAGUCUGUAGUUGCAAACUACACAGAACAAUUGCUUCGUGGCCUGGCUUACCUUCAUGAAAAUCAGAUCAUUCACAGAGAUGUCAAAGGUGCCAACUUGUUAAUUGAUAGCACAGGUCAUAGGCUAAGAAUUGCUGAUUUUGGAGCUGCAGCUAGAUUGGCAUCAAAAGGAACUGGUGCUGGAGAAUUUCAAGGACAGUUAUUGGGGACUAUUGCAUUUAUGGCACCAGAGGUGUUGAGAGGCCAACAGUAUGGCAGAAGCUGUGAUGUGUGGAGUGUUGGCUGUGCUAUUAUAGAAAUGGCUUGCGCUAAGCCCCCCUGGAACGCAGAGAAACAUUCCAAUCAUCUUGCUUUGAUAUUUAAGAUUGCUAGUGCAACUACAGCUCCAACAAUCCCAUUGCAUCUGUCUCCAGGCUUAAGGGAUGUGGCACUUCGAUGUUUGGAGCUACAACCUCAGGACAGACCCCCAACAAGGGAGUUGUUAAAACACCCUGUCUUUCGCACUAUGUGGUAGUUGUAGAAAACUGGGGGUACAUUGAACUCGAUGCUACUGAAAAUAUAAAGUGCUGGUCUUCCUGUGCAGGUUUGCAUAGCAAUGUGUAUUAAUUGCUCUGCUGGCCUUAAUUAUAUGUUUUGAGGACUUGAGGUCAGUAGAGGACCUAUACGUAUGUGACUGACAAAUCGAGAUCUUGACAUAAGUUUAAUAUGUAACAUUUCACAAAUUGUGCAGAAAUAUGUAAACUGUGCCUUUCUCAAAGAUAUGUCUGUUCACGAACAGAGAAGCAAUUCCUCUUUUAGAUCUGCAUGAUUAUUUAGUGGAAAAUGUGAUUUUUUAAAAACUUUAUUUUAAAGCAUUUUUUCAGUGAUAUAAGCAGUUGGGUGGUUAAAGAGCCAUUUAAAAAUGCAUCACUAUUUUUUUCAGGACAUGCAAAUUUCAACAAUCCAUUUUAAAGAAAGUUCGUGUCUGCAUUAUGGUGAAGCUUAUUCUUUACGUGGAAAAAGAAAAUUUGGGUAGUUUUAAAAAUCACUUUUGCCUACUUUAGAAUCACAAAGUAUGGCAGUUGUGGUUGACUUACUAUUAGUCUUGUAACUGUCCUUUGGAAGUUACCACUCUGUAGUUUUAUUUUAUCUUUUCUUCACAUUCAGGGAAAAAUGUUUUUAAAAGAAACCCAAAUAACUAGAAUUAAGUUCAAGCUAAAUAUUGCUGGACAACUUACUGUAAAAGACUAUGGUUAAAAUUGGUUUGAAAUCUGCAAUAAAAUGCUGCCCUUGAGUCAGUGUUUUUAACAAGAUGUGUUAUUGAGGUAGGAGUGCACAAGUUUUUUGAAUAACAGAACUUCAUAGCCAAGGAUCAAGUGAAUGUUCUGUUUUGAAGCCCUUUUUAAUAUCACAGCUCAUGGUAAAAUUGUGGUAGAAAGGAGUACUGUGUCAUACUGCCUUCUGAUACUCAACUUCUAUUCUAGUCAGCUGAAGCUUUAAAUUCAGCCUUACUCUUAGCAUUGCAUUAUGUUUGCUGUUUUUCCUGCUAUUUUCCUUAUGCCAUUUGUCAUCUUUUUACUGAGGCUGUGCUCUGAUUUGGCAUGAACCAAUUCAGAUAAGGAGAAAAUACAUCAUGGGCACUUGAAACCCCAGAAGUAAUUUCUGUGAAUUGUGACUUUAUCCCCACAUUAACAGCCUUUCCUGAAAAUAGCAUCCUAUUUUGAUUUAAAACAAACAAAAAAACAAAAAACAGGAGAAGACACUGUUGCUUAUUUAGGUGUUUUCCCUUAAUAAAUAACAAAUGGAGAGGUUGGGAAUGAGUCAGUGGGCAUGACAUUGCAGCAAUACAGGAGACAACUUGUUUCACAACAAGCUGACUGUGUGGCCUUGAUGCAUGAUCCUUGCACAGCCCCAUCAUUUACAAUUUGGAUUAUGGCAGGCUAGAAAUACGAAAAAUAAAAUAAUAGUUGGUAAUUAAGUUAUUGGGAACUAUUUUUUAAAAUGGAAAAUAGCCAUUUAAAAACUUGUGUUUAAAUUUUUACAGAAUGAAAUAGCCUUGAAGAAAUAUUUUGCACCAAGAAUGCAGAGCAUUUUUUUUUAAACAAAUGUGUCAUCAAUUAUUUCAAUGGCAGUUUUUUAAAUUCUGAUGAAUGGGAUAUUGAAGGAAAAUGGCAGCUCUUUUACUUUCUGGCAAUUUUUUUUUAAGUAAAGUUUUGAUUGUGUUUAAUCAACUUUUGUUAAAAUAACUUUUCCAAUUUUAACUCUUCAGAAGCCAGUUGAAAUAUUGAUCAGAAAUUGGUUAUGAUCAAAGGCUCAGGACAAACUUGCUUGAUAAGCUAUAAUACUGUACAAUUUAGGCAAUGUACAAUUUUUAAAAAUUGGAAACAAAGGUAAUGGAGGUUUACACAAUGACCAUGCUAAAGUUAAUCAAGAGCAAUGUCAUUAAAGAUGGAUGUGUAUUUCUUCUUGAAAUGUUACAUUCCUUUGCUUUUUUUUGUUAUUGGGAGACUUUGAAGAGUUAAAAAAAUCUAAAUGUGAAGUUUUGUAGCUUUGUUUGUAUUUGAUUUGUUUUUUGACAAUUUAGAAUUUGUCAUUAUUCCAAUCAUAUUGUUUUUAAGUCUCUCCUGUGCAAGCUUUAAAGGAUGCACUCUUGCCAAUUCAUGUACUGGAAGAUUGCUUGUCAGAUAAAUACCACUUUGUCAAUUAUAUAAACUGACGAACCUCAGCUAAUCAGUAUUAUCCUUGUAGAUCAUCAUGUCUUUCACAUAUCAAACUUGGACUGCCUCUUCUUCGAGUUUGUUUGCAUUUUCCUCUGCUUGCUGGUAAUUGUGUUUUUAAAUGCAGAUGUGAUGUAAUCUUAUUUUCUUUGGAUCAAAGCUGGACUGAAAAUUGUAUUAUGUAAUUAUUUUUGUGCUCUUAAUGUUAUUUGGUACCUAAGUUGUAAAUAACGUCUACUGCUGUUUAUUCCAGUUUCUACUACCUCAGGUAUCCUAUAGAUUUUCUUCUACCAAAGUUCACUUUCACAUUGAAAUUAUAUUUGCUAUGUGACUGAUUCCUAAGAGUUCCAGGGCUUAAGGGCUAACUUCUUAGCACCUUACUGUGCAAGUAAAUUUUAAAGAUCUCUGGGUUAAGAAAAUUUGGCUUCAUUUUAUUCUUUGUUAUUUUAAAUAUAUCAAGAUAUUUUAAUUAAAAGUUUUUACCCCUUUGAACCAAUUUUAUAGUAUAAUUUGUACCUAUUUUGGUGGUUUUGUCUUUAUAGUAAAUAAAAGAUUUUGGACAAAACUUGUCCUUUUUGAUG
Messenger RNA from Protobothrops mucrosquamatus (brown spotted pit viper), 7257 nucleotides. RefSeq names its product mitogen-activated protein kinase kinase kinase 1 (gene MAP3K1). Gene Ontology annotation, biological process: protein phosphorylation. NCBI's taxonomy places the organism in Eukaryota, Metazoa, Chordata, Lepidosauria, Squamata, Viperidae. The coding region runs from base 1 to 4494 and encodes 1497 amino acids. The transcript is spliced from 19 exons. Gene Ontology annotation, cellular component: cytoplasm. The record is from RefSeq and is a predicted model, not a curated record. Gene Ontology annotation, molecular function: zinc ion binding; protein serine/threonine kinase activity; ATP binding.